Molecule: messenger RNA, 1186 nt
Organism: Cladophialophora immunda
Lineage: Eukaryota; Fungi; Ascomycota; Eurotiomycetes; Chaetothyriales; Herpotrichiellaceae
Exons: 4
Coding region: 163-762 (199 amino acids)
Biological process (GO): mRNA splicing, via spliceosome
Cellular component (GO): nuclear speck
Molecular function (GO): RNA binding
Source: RefSeq, a predicted model, not a curated record
CCUUGUCCAUCGUAUGUUGCAUUUACUCUUCCGACCAGAGAUUGUAUUGACAGUCAUUUGCGGCCAGAUCAAAGGCGCUUGGUGACCGGCGCGAAACGAAAACGACCACGACAUAUCAGCUUGCCACCUAGCCCCUUUGACCUUGCCAUUCCAUUUUUGAUCAUGUCUCGAUCUGGAACUACCCUCUACGUCACGGGCUUUGGUCAUGGCACCCGUGCCCGUGACCUUGCCUAUGAGUUCGAGCACUAUGGCCGUCUGGUCAGGUGCGACAUUCCUGCUCCCAGAACUGCGUCAAGCCGUCUCUUCGCUUUUGUCGAAUACGAGAGCCGUCGCGAUGCUGACGAUGCCUACCACGAGAUGCAUAACAAGCAGAUCAGUCGUGAUGAUGUCUUGAAGAUCGAGUGGGCCCGUACAUCUCCAUCCACCAUCUGGCGAUACGAAUCUGGCGGUGGCCGUCGUGAUCGAACUCCUCCUCGCCGAUCUUCUCCUUCUCCUUCCCCUCGACGUCGCGACUACUCUCCCCGUAAGGGUGAUCGCCGUGACCGUGACCGAGAUCGGGAAAGAGAUCGGGACCGAGAUUACGAUGACCGACGCCGCUCGCGCAGCCCCGCGCAUCGCGACCGUGAUCGAGACCGGGACCGGGACAUAAAGGAUGACCGCGACCGCCGUGACGACGACCGAGAUGGCGCUGCCAAUGGCGACGACCGGAAUGCUCUGGACCCCCCUCCCCCAGCUCACGAUGAGCUCGAUACCGCGGAAUGAUAAGGCAGCAUGAUCUGCCCACACCCACCUGGUGCCAAACCCGGCGUGCUGUUUACUGCGAACGAACAAGCAAGUAGGUUUCUUGCGAUUGGGCAAGGCCACAAGUUACUGCGUUUCCGAAUGGCGAGAAGGCGCUAGGUUCCCUUCGGAUUUUUCGUCCUUGGCAUCGUUGCUAUCAUGAUUCAAUUGCAGAACUUGCAUGACCUGAGAGCCUCAGGCGUAGCAGUGAGCGGUGGGUAAGAUUGACUUGACAUGGGAUUAGAUCGACCUCGAGCGAGCGGCGCAGGCUCAAUCCUGUACAACAGCCGGCUUCUCGAUCGUACCGCCGUCCUCACUUUUUCUGUUCCUCUUCGAGACGUCACAGCAGCUCUAGUAUCAGCCUCGUUCCCGUUCAUCCGCAAUUCCCGUUCAUCCGCAAUGAUGC